Molecule: messenger RNA, 4848 nt
Organism: Chlamydomonas reinhardtii
Lineage: Eukaryota; Viridiplantae; Chlorophyta; Chlorophyceae; Chlamydomonadales; Chlamydomonadaceae
Exons: 20
Coding region: 189-4154 (1321 amino acids)
Source: RefSeq, a predicted model, not a curated record
GGAUUGAGAGAUACAAAUGUGAUUUGCGACUGGUUUCACUAAAUUCGCCUGUGCCGUGACCUCGCCAUUUCGAUGAAUUGAGGCAAAUGCACCUCCGCUUGGCUCGCUCGCUUUGAGACCAUGGCGACCAGUAUAAUAGCAGUUAUGACGGAACUGCCUAAAACCUAAAGCCUCAAGCAACCACGCGGAUGGACAGCUUGUCAGAGCAGCUGCAGCGCCGAGAGCAGGAGCUCGCGGAGCUCCGCACGCGGGCGCUGCACAGCGUGGAGCAACAACUUGCAGCCCGCGACGAGCAGGUCGGCGUCCUGACGCAGCAGCUUGAAACGCUCAAGUCGGACUUCGCCUACAACCUGGACCUGCUGUGGCAGCGCGAUGAGGAGCUGGCUGCCUACGACGAGGCGGCGGCAGCGCAGGCCGCUCGCGAGGCGGCGCUGCAGGGCCGCGCCACAGAGCUGGAGCUGCUGGUGGCGGGGCUGCAAUCGGAGCUGGUGGCUGCCCGCGCGCAUGCCGAGCAGCAGGAGUUUGUGCUGUCGGCCAAGCGCUCGGAGCUGAGUCAGCUGCUGGAGGAGGAGCGGCUGGGGCGGGCGGAGGCGCUCAUGCGGCAGCGGGAGCAGGCAGAAGGGGCGCGGCGGGCACUGCAGCGUGAGCUGGACGAGGCGAAGGAGCAGGCGGAGGCGCAGCGGCGGUCCCUGAGUUCCGCCUUCCAGCAGCAGCUGCAGGAAGCCAAGGCGGCACUGCAGGGCGAGGUGGCGGACCUGAAGCAGGACCUGGCCGCGGCCCGGCGCCAGUUGGACGCCCGCGACCAGCAGCUGCAGGAGGCGGCGGCGCGGGACACGCGGGCGGCGGCCCAGGCGGAGGAGGUCCGCGCGGCGCUUCGCGAGCGGGAGGUGACGCUACGCGCGAUGGAGCUGGAGCUGGAGGGGCGGGCCAGGGACCACGACACGGUGGUGCGCGGCCUGCACACGCAGCUGGCAGAUGCACAGCACAAGCUCAAGCGGGCCGGUGAGUCGUAUGAGGCGCACCGCACGCAGCUGUCCUCCCAGCUGGCCACGGCGCAGCAGUGCCUGGAGGAGCUGCGGGGGCAGUGCCUGGAAGACAUUGGGCUGCUGCAGCGGCGGCACGCGGAGGAGGUGGCGGCGCUGCAGCAGCGGCUGGAGGCCGCGGCAGGUCACGGCUCGCAGCUGGAGGGGGCGGUGGAGGAGCUGCGGGUGCAGCUGAGGGCGGCGCGGGAACAGCUGCAGUCUCGGGCCUCCGGUAUCGAGGAGCAGGUGGCGGAGGCGCGGGCUGCCGCCAGUGCGGAGCUGGAGGCGCUCCGGCGUGAGCGCGACGAGGCGGAGCGCAAGCUGCGUGACGCGGCCGCGGAGCGUGAGGCGGCGGUCCGCGGGUUGCGGGAGAAGUUGGCGGCGGCACAAGGCGCACUGGAGGACCGCCGCCGCGAGCUGUCUGCCUCCAAGGAACAAGUGGAGGCGGUGCGGCGGCUGGGCGGUGCUGACGGCGGUUCCGCAGAGGUUGGAUCUGGGUGGCAGCGAGCGUCUGUGCAGCAGCAGCAGCAGCAAUCUCUCGCGGCGGCGGCGGCCCGGCAGCGCGCGUCAACGGCGGCGGCCUCGGGCCGCACUGGACAGCCUUCUCCCGACAUCGACGGCGAGCCGUCAUCUCCAGAUCGCGACACACCCGCCGCCGCCACCACACGACAGCCCGGGAGGCCGCCGCAGCAACAACAGCAGCAGCAGCAAGCCUACGCGGGGCCUGGCGGGGGCCAGCGGCCAACAGCGUUGAGCCUGGUGGCGCUGCAGGAGUCGCACGACUCGCUGCCCGACUUCAACAACUCGCCGCUGCUGGACCUGCCGCCCUCGCCGCGCAGCUCGGCAUCCUUCUGGCUGGGACCCAGCUCGACCGGUGGAGCAGCGGCGGAGCGCAUGGCAGCUGGCGGCACUCAGGACUCGCCACGCGCUUGGAGCCCCGCAGCGGCAGCGGCGGCCGCGGCGGCGGCGGCGGCCCGAGCGGGGCUGUACCUCCGCCAGAGCAAGGAAAGCCUGGACGCGCUGCUGCGGCCCUCCACGCGCUCUCGCCUGGGGCCGCCUGAGGCGCAGCAGCAGGCGGUGGUGGCGGCGCAGCAGCAACAGCAGCAACCGUCGGACAGCCCAGAUCGCAGCCAGCCGCGGGGCAAUGCCAGCGUCGCGCUGGCGGAGGCGGAGGCAGAGAACACGCGCCUACGCAGCACUCUGGCGGUCAUGCGGUCGGAGAUGGAGGCCCUACAGACCGCAGCCGGCGCAGCCGCGGAGACGGCGCUGGUGCGGCAGCAGCAGCAGCAGCUGCAGGGCUGGGGCGGUUGGAGUGGGGGUGCGGGUGGCGAGGGCGAUGUUGGCGCCAUCGGCGGCAUCACUCGCAGCGGUGGUGGCGGCAGGCGGGGCUUGGACGUGGGUGCAUUGAGGACGGAGCUGGAGGAGAGCGACAAAGACCUGCAACAGGCUAUGGAGCAAGUGGAGCUGCUGCAACAGCAGCUGCUGGCGCUCCGGUCGGCAGCCGACACGGUGGGGGCGGCCGGCAACAGCGACUCGCAGGCCCGUACAGCCGUUGCGGCGGCCGCUGCCGCAGAGGCCAGCUUCCUCCGGCGGCGAGUGCGGGAGCUCACUGACGCAAACAGAGCGCUGCGGCGACGGGCUAUGCAGCAAGCGGCCGCCAGCUCGGCGCAGGCUGCCCUGCAGGCGGCAGGCGGCACAUCGCCGGCGGCAGUGGCACUGCCACCAGGCGCUGACGCGUCAGCCGCCGUCUUCGAUCCUGCCAGCACACCGCACCAGGCCCAACAGCAACCCCAGCAGCAACAACAGGCGGCAGGCGUACAGGGCUCUGUGCCAGUGACGGUCGCCGGUGCCGAUGCGGCAAUGCAGGCACAGCUGCAGCGGCUGCGGGCGGAGGUGGAGCGGGCGCGGGCGCAGCUGGCGGCGGCGCAGGCCGACAACGAGCGACUCAUGGAGCUGAGCAAUGAAGUGCGGGCGCAGCGGGACAGGGUCGCUCUGCAGCUGGCCGCCGUGCUGGGACUGCCGCCGGCCGUGGGCCCCUCGCUAGCGCUGGGGCAAGACCCCGGCGGCGGCAUGAGCGGCACGCCCGGGGCGGCUGCAGGCGCAGGCACCAGCACACCGCCGCCGCCACCUCCACCUCCUCCCGUGAUGCCCACCUAUGGGCUGCCCUUCCCGCCGCCCAUGUCGCCGCUCCGAGGGGCGGGCUUCGGCGCGGCCCCGGACGCCAACACAAUGGCGGCCUACCAGUCGGCGGCGGCGGCGGCGGUGGGCAUGGCUGGCUUGACGGCAGGCAGCUCGGCGGCACUGGGGCAGCGGUACGGCAACAGCAGUGGCGUUGGGCCGUACGGCGGCGGCUACCUGCCGUACACGUACAGUCCAGCGUUUGGGGGUGCGGCGCCCGGCAUGCUGGCGAUGCAGUGGGGUGCGCCGUUCGGGUACAUGCCGAUGCUGUCAGUCCUGUCGCCAGGGCGGGACGCGGCGAUGGCGGCGGCGGCAGCAGCGGCGGCCGCUGCCGGGGCGAAGACGUCGCCGGGGCUGACACGGAGCAGGUCCGCCUCGCCGCCCGCGAGGCGCUCUGGCGACAGCCCGCACGCCGCCCCCCGCUCCGCCUCGGUGUCGCCUCCUCGCCGCAGCGCCACACAGCUAAACACCACCGCCACUGCUCCCCACCAUCACCAGCAGCACCACCCGCACCACCAAAGCGACAACGCCAGGAAUGCGGCCAGCAACAGCAACAGCGGUCGGCGCUCCUUCGCUUCUUCACUGGAGCUCGCUGCAAUCACUGGAGGGGGCGGUGGUGGGCAGGACCUUGACAGCCGCAUGCAAGGGGGCUAUGACGGGGCUGCUGACGUGGAGGACUUCGACCCGCUGGCAUCGGGGCCGUCGGGGGUGAGCGUUCCUGCCUCGGCGCGGCCUGCCGGUGCCGUGGGGCUGACUGCGUCGGCACGGGAGACGCAGUCGCAGCGGGCGGCUCUGCGUGCGCUGCACCGCCGGCGCGAGCAGCAGCAGCAGCAGCUUGUGACGGCGGCCGCCGCGGCGGCGGCGGUGCGGCAGCGCGUGCGCGGGUACAGCGUGGUGCGGGACGAGGGAGCUCCAGGCGGGGCCAACACGCGCGUAGUGACGUUCGACGUGUGAUGACUGGGGAGAACAACAAGUAACGGGUGUGAGGGAGUGUGGUGGCGUGUGCCUGUGCGAUUGAUGGGCGGGUAUCUGACUGAUGCUAGUAUUUGUGGUGAGCUCAGAACUGUGACGCUUGGACACUUGAUCGACUGUCGUGACCAAGAGAUGCCGUGCAUGGUAAUACGUGGGAUAUUGUAUUGUUGUGGGUGAACAUCCCAUGCACUUGACGUUUCAGAUCUUGGUGCGGUCUGCUGGCUUGCGAUUCGGUGGAGUCCCUGGUGGCCAAAGAGGAGAACCUCAAGAAGCACUAUCAGCCGCCGCCGGUGCAGCACCUGCUGGACAACCCCCGGCCCCUGGUGCGUGCGCGUGGUGUAGGUGUGUAGGUGUGCGUACGUGGCUAUCGGCUGGCUGGCUGCUGGGGGCGUGCCUGGCUGUCUGUGUUUGUGGGUGCGGUCUGCUGGCUUGCUGCAAAGUUGGAUCCCCGUGUCCGGCAGACUGGACAUGAGACACUAUUGGCUCUGCAGCAUGGCGGGGUUCUGUGUCGCUUCGAACGCCAGCGUUUGGCGUGUGGCGACCAACGUUGGGCGAUCCCGGCAUCCCGCUCUGCCCGCAGCUGCUGACUAACACAUCAUACAGUCGUACGCGUCUGUUUGAUUGCAAUAGUUAGCCUUUUCAGUCCAACACUUCACAGUGCGGUAACCUGGCACCG